This is a messenger RNA of Oryzias latipes (Japanese medaka), 4177 nucleotides long. It is a transcript of the gene slc6a6b, whose product is annotated as solute carrier family 6 member 6b. NCBI's taxonomy places the organism in Eukaryota, Metazoa, Chordata, Actinopteri, Beloniformes, Adrianichthyidae. Gene Ontology annotation, biological process: taurine transmembrane transport; neurotransmitter transport; sodium ion transmembrane transport. Gene Ontology annotation, cellular component: cell projection; plasma membrane. The record is from RefSeq and is a predicted model, not a curated record. Gene Ontology annotation, molecular function: taurine:sodium symporter activity; gamma-aminobutyric acid:sodium:chloride symporter activity.
CAAGUUGGUACCUGAGUUGCCUUUGAUAGACACACUGUGUCCAAUCUCCACAUGGGAUUUAAUUGUCUUUAGCCAGGGGGCGGGGCCUCCUGUCAGCUCCACUUCUUGUGACCCUGGUCGGCAUAAAGGCAUUUGGUACAGAGGAAUGGUAACAGCCAAGAGACACACAUAGUUGCAGCCAUGAAGGAAAUCAUGGCACAAAAAGAGAAGCUCCAAUGCCUGAAAGACUUUCACAAAGACAUCCUCAAGCCCUCACCAGGGAAGAGCCCAGGUACCCGGCCAGAAGAUGAAGCCGAGGGGAAAGCCCCCCAGAGGGAAAAGUGGGCCAGCAAGCUCGACUUUGUCCUGUCCGUGGCUGGAGGUUUUGUCGGAUUAGGAAAUGUGUGGCGCUUUCCUUAUCUUUGUUAUAAAAAUGGUGGAGGUGCAUUUCUCAUCCCUUACUUCAUCUUCCUGUUUGGGGGUGGCCUGCCCGUCUUCUUCCUGGAAGUGGCUUUGGGGCAGUAUACAUCUGAGGGAGGAAUCACCUGCUGGGCCAAGCUCUGCCCCAUCUUCACUGGAAUAGGCUAUGCAUCUAUCGUCAUCGUUUCUCUGCUGAACAUCUACUACAUCGUGAUUUUGGCUUGGGGACUCUACUACCUCUUUCAGUGCUUUCAGCCAGAGCUUCCUUGGGCAAAAUGCAAUCAGCCCUGGAAUACAGAGCACUGUAUAGAGGACACAGUACGCAGGAACAAGACCCUCUGGCUGGCAGCCAAUGCCACCAACUUUACCUCCCCUGUCACAGAGUUCUGGGAACGCAACGUUCUAAGUAUAUCCACUGGGAUUGAGGACAUAGGACCCCUGAAGUGGGACUUAGCUGUGUGUCUCCUGGUUGUGUGGGUGAUCUGUUUCUUCUGCAUUUGGAAAGGAGUCAAGUCAACUGGUAAAGUCGUGUACAUUACAGCGACUUUCCCGUUUGUGAUGCUUAUCAUCCUGCUGGUUCGUGGUGUGACUCUGCCUGGAGCAGCUGAGGGGAUCAAAUUCUAUCUAUAUCCUAACUUGACCCGUCUCCAGGAUCCAGAGGUGUGGAUUGACGCAGGAACACAGAUAUUUUUUUCCUACGCCAUUUGCCUGGGCGCCAUGACGUCCCUGGGGAGCUACAACAAGUAUAAAUACAACUGCUACAGGGACUGUUUGCUGCUUGGAGGCCUCAACAGCGGUACCAGUUUUGUGUCUGGCUUCGCAAUAUUUUCCGUCCUGGGCUUCAUGGCACAAGAACAAGGGGUGGACAUUGCCGAUGUGGCAGAGUCAGGUCCAGGCUUGGCCUUCAUCGCGUACCCCAAAGCAGUGUCCAUGAUGCCAAUGCCAACUCUGUGGGCCAUCCUCUUCUUCAUCAUGCUGCUUCUUUUGGGUCUUGACAGCCAGUUUGUUGAGGUGGAAGGACAAAUCACUUCAAUUGUGGAUCUAUAUCCGUCUGUCCUGAGGAAGGGCUACCGCAGAGAGAUCUUCAUAGCAGUGAUGUGUUUUAUAAGCUAUAUCCUGGGACUCGCUAUGGUGACAAAAGGUGGCAUGUACGUAUUCCAGCUCUUUGACUACUAUGCGGCCAGCGGUGUGUGCCUUUUAUGGGUCGCAUUCUUUGAGUGCAUUGCUGUAGCCUGGGUUUAUGGAGCUGACAAUUUCUAUGACGGGAUUGAAGACAUGAUUGGCUACAGACCGAACCCAUGGAUGAAAUGGAGUUGGACCUUUAUCACACCUGUACUCUGCAUGGGCUGCUUUAUCUUCUCCCUGGUGAAGUACAAGCCCUUGACCUAUAACAAAGUGUAUGAGUAUCCUGACUGGGCCAUCGGCCUGGGCUGGUGUUUGGCCCUGACCUCCAUGAUCUGCAUCCCAAUGGUGAUGGUUAUCAAGAUCCUACAGUCUGAAGGGCCUCUGAUUGAGAGGAUUAAGGCAGUGGCAGCACCGGCGAAGUCAGGCGUGAGCUCUCGCCCGAAAGAGUACAACGUGAAGUGCAGCGAGCUGACACAGCCCCUGGACCCAAACGGGAACAAUGGCUUGAUCAAGCCCACCCAGGCCGUUGUAGAAACAAUGAUGUGAGCGCUCUCUGUGAGAGGAAUACGAAUGAUGUGCUUUCUGUGUUAUCAUGUUGGCUAACUUUGAUAAGGGUAGGUUUACAUUGUCCAAUAUAUUCAUAGUAGAUUUUCUUUGGAUUGAUUUUUAUUAAGAGAGAGAUAUAUAUUACUGUUUAAAUUUUUUCGUCUUAUAAUUUUUGAUUCUUUUUUUUUUGUUUUUUUUACUCUGUUGAUAUUGUUCAUGUUACAAUUGUUGCUGUAGUUGGCACUGAUCUAAGCUUAGACAGUAUUUUGAGAGAAAACAUGCUCAUUGUUUACUAUGUUUCUGUUGAUUCCAGAAAGAUGAGGAAUUUGACGGGUUUUGCUGUAAUAGGAGGAAAUUUUAAACUCUCAAAAAACUGAGUUUCUAAUUGGAUUAUUAACUGUGACAUUUUUAUUUUCUUUGGAAAAUCAUCUAAACACUCUAAUGCGAUCAGCUAACCUAUUUAAUUUUUUCUUAUAUUUUGUGCAACAACGAAAAGGAAUUUACAUCUGCAAGCAGCAGAAUUGGCCCCCCCUCAAGCUACGUUUACACCGUCCUCAGCCACUUCCAAUUAAAAGUUAGUUUUGGGUUUCCGCAUUCCAAACUCUCAUGUUCACUUGUAGCUACAUAGGUUUUUACGACAGUUUUCAGGCUCUGCGUACAAAACGCGGGACCAAUGAACGCAUGAUGAAAAAGAAACUAGGUUGAACUUUGACCAAUCGGGGACUCGGAUUUGGUAGUGAUGAAUGGAUUACGUCCAUGGAAGUGCCAACCAUUUGAAAAUAGAUCAUGAAGGAGAAAAUAAUAACUAUGGUUUGUGCACAGUUUGGAAUUAUAUGACACAAAGUCUUUCAUAUAUUGAAAUAGAGCUGUGAAAGAAAAAGGCUGGAAUAAAAUUUGCUAGAUUUGCACGACUCAGACAAUUCAGACCAAGCCUCUUCCAGCUGUAGGUGGCGGACAUGAGCUAGUAAACAGUAGCAAAAGAAAACAAAGAAGCCCCUCCUUGCUUGUCCAUUGUGAACACCUUGGAAUGUACCCACGUCACAUGCCCGGUGUGUACGUAGCUCUAGAGCACAUAUCUAUAAUAGGUAGCAGUAAUGCGUUGUAUGGAGUUAAUCUGGCUCUGCACCCUUUGAAUUACAUGUUAUACAAGGCCUUGGCCGAAUACAAAGCAUCUAUCAAUCCUGACAAACAAAUCAGACAAAUCAUCAAACAGCUAAAACAAGACAUGUAAGGAGAAAAAAGGGAAGUGACAUUUUUAGAGUAACUUGUACACUGCCUGUGUGACUACUAUAGUCCGCCCUUGUGCAUUUAUUAAAAAAAACCUCUAUUUGCACUUUAUGUCAUUUCACCUUUACUGUAGUGUUUGUUCUAAUAGUUUUUAGAUUUGCACUUACAUUUGCAAUAAAUACAGGGAGGAAAUAUUUUUAGCUUCUUUUUGAUAUAGCAAAUUUUGACAUAGUGGAAGUAGUUUGUCUCUUUGCAAACAGCAAAGGGGAACCAGAGUUAAAGAAUAUCACAUUCUCUGAAUUAGACUGAUUUGUGGAAUCUGUGAGAUCGCCUAAACACGUUACUUUUUUCUGUAAGCCUGACAGCUGCCUCCUCUGUUCUGAUUUCUCUGUGCAGCAGGAUUGCUCUGCAGCACUACCACUGGAUUUUAGUGUGUAAAGUUCUGUUAUUUUUAUUGUAGAAUGUGAAUGUUUGUAAAUCACACAUGCCUUUUUGUAAAAAAGUUUUAUACAGGAACAUGAUUUGAACACCAUCACUUGUGUGGAAGGCUGACCUGUUUUCGAGAUGUCAGUUGUUGUAAGCUCAAAUAAUUAGGCAAUAAUCAGAUAAUACAGAGGUAAUCUUUUGCAGAUUUUCAAACACAUUUCAUUAGAAAAAAAACCCACACAAUUUAACAAUUUUAUGUGGAUUUGAUCAACAGUUAACCUGAUCAGAUAGAAAGUCUGAAGAGAUUGUUUUCCUAAGCUCCCACAGGACUUGUCUGUGUGUGCUACUAGGAAAUUGAAAUGUACCAAAGUUGUUUUGUCUCGCAGUUUUCCCCUCCAGGAUGCAAACUGCAUCCUUUCCGAUGUAGAUAAAAAUAAAUAUGUUUUUCCUUGGA